UGUUGCCCUGAGUCUGAAGGAUCCUUGGUACAUUCCAACAAGAAACAUCUCUUCCACUACAAUGGCCAUCACUGAACUCAUUUUCCCAGCGAUCAAGACUGAUCCAGACUCGCUCAGAGAAAUCGAGCAAGACUGGCCCAUAAUCAGUAAAAGAUUGACACACCCUAAUCCUGGCUUGCUUAAUGCCUAUCGCGGCUUUCUCCUCACUGAAAACGGAAAAGAUGUGAGAAAUGCUCACAGAGAGUUUCUUCUAUUCGAGUGGGUUAAAGCGGAAUGCUUCCAUGCCUUCAUCAAGUCCGACCAAUUCGGCAGCUUUGCUACUUCAAUCAAGCAUCUGGUGAAUGGGCCGCCGAUGCUACAACUCUUUGAAACCAACAUCAGCCCGAGAAAGGCAGCUUCGGCCUCCGUUGUUGAGAUCAUUCGCUUGAGUAUCUCGACCCCUGAGAACGUCGAGAUAUCAACACAGGCAUGGGAACGGAUCUCUCGCUUUCUUAGUGGGAAGGCUUCCAUCACGUACGGACCAAGUUCCAAUCUUGAGAAUGAUGUCGUUGCCGGUAUUAUAGGAUGGCAUGACACAGAGACUCGGUCUCAGGCAAUCCAAGACUCCGAGUACACAGAAGCGCUCAACAUACUACAGUCCCUGGGAGAUGUCAAUCGUAUUACCGUCGAUAUCGCUGCAAUGGAACUACCACCGCUGUGAAGUAUACUUGAUGAAGUGGAAGUAGUCUAUAUAUCGGCAGCAUCUUAAUCAUCUUUCUAUAUAUCAUAUCUUCACUCUUGUUUUGCUCAUGUUUGGCAGUAUCUACAAUAACCUACAAUCAAAUACUAUGUUUCUAGUCUGCGA
Molecule: messenger RNA, 844 nt
Organism: Aspergillus pseudonomiae
Lineage: Eukaryota; Fungi; Ascomycota; Eurotiomycetes; Eurotiales; Aspergillaceae
Exons: 3
Coding region: 62-700 (212 amino acids)
Source: RefSeq, a predicted model, not a curated record